UUGGCCCAUUCAGUUAGAAGAAGGGAAGGAUCCGUAGUAGCAGACGGAACUGAAAGGAAGCAGAGACAGAGGCAUAAUAGGGAGUAAGGCAUCAAGAGGAGGCAGGCAUACAUGCAGUACAGUGUGAGUAUGUGUUGUUUCUAACAGUAUAGUAGGAGGAGAGGAGGAACAGGAGAGGGAGGAGGAAGGGGUGCUUCCUUUCGGUCUGGGCUGAGCUGCUGAUGUAUCCCGUCAGCCUCAGUCCGUAGCAACAGGAAACCUUGGUAUAUAAGCGGUGUUGCAGGGGGAACCCUCCUAAGUGUCUCUCAGCCGCAGCAUGAGCAGGACUGAAAGCCUGCGUGUGUGGACCUAACAAAACAAUGCCCAGCCUAAUCAACACACAGCACUUCAUCAUGGACAGAGAUGACAGGAAGAGAAACAAGAACAUUGGAAAGAACUUUAUGUGCCGACUCCAGUGCAUGUUCUCACACUCAUCAAGCUCUGAGAGCAGACUAAGUUUAGAAGAGACCCAACAAUGGUCACAGUCACUGGAAAAGCUUCUCGAGUCUAAAUAUGGGCUGGCCACCUUUCGUAACUUUCUCAAAUCUGAAUACAGCGAUGAGAAUAUUGAGUUCUGGCUCAACUGUGAGGACUACAAGAAGAUCAAGUCUUCGUAUAGAAUGUCCUCAAGAGCCAAGAAGAUAUAUGAGCAGUUCAUCAAAGCAGAAUCUCCUAAAGAAAUCAACAUUGACUAUUACACCCGAGAGCAGAUCAAAAGGAACGUUAAAUCUCCCACUAUGCACUGUUUUGACGAUGCUCAGAAGAUAGUUUACGGGUUGAUGGAAAGAGACUCGUACCCACGGUUCCUCCGCUCAGACGUCUAUAGAACUCUCCUGGAAAACCUUGCUGCUGAUGCCAUAAAGGGAUGAAAGCACGGUCGGGGGACAGAGAAAGUACUUAAAAUCCCAUAACUGGAACAUUUGAACUACUUCAGGAGGAAUGACUGACAGCAAAGAAGGAGGGAAGGUGAACCUGCACAGCACAAAGACAUACAAAGGCCUAACACCUCAGCAUCAUCACUAGACCCAGAAGCAAAUAGUACCUCAGUCCUGCUGGUGGAUCCCCACAGUGCAAAUGACACAGCUGAGGACAGUGUUACAAAAAGAAGAUGUACAUGACCCUGUAGUGACCCCAUACGUUUGUAUUACCUGCCAAAGUGACUCUGAUCCAAUUCCACUGGAUGAUACAAUGUGUACAUAUGGGUGAACUGAGCACAUUGACAAUGAACGCAUCACUCUGACUGUGGAGCUCCGUAAGCAAACCGUGCAACAGACCUCCUUUGGCCUUCUUUGCAAAGGUGCAAAUGACACAGCUGAGGACAAUGUUACAAAAAAAGAUGUACAUGACCCUGUAGUGACCCCAUACGUUUGUAUUACCUGCCAAAGUGACUCUGAUCCAAUUCCACUGGAUGAUACAAUGUGUACAUAUGGGUGAACUGAGCACAUUGACAAUGAACGCAUCACUCUGACUGUGGAGCUCCGUAAGCAAACCGUGCAACAGACCUCCUUUGGCCUUCUUUGCAGAGGUGUUUCCUGUGCAGAUUAAGAUAGAGGAUGUAAGAUGCAACAGUCAUACUCAAUUAGGUGUGUGUGUGUGUGUGUGUGUGUGUGUGUGUGUGUGUGCAUGUAUGAGUGUACAACUGUAUUUAGUUAUAGAGUUUAACUGCCACUUAGAAUAAGCUGUUGCAAAAAGCGCUGACCAACUAACUGACAGCACUAAAGCUACGUUCACGUUACCUGCCAAAGUGACUCAAAUCAGAUUUUUUGCCCUCCAAGUAACUCAGAUCGGAUCUUUUCAUGGAUGUGUGAACAAACCAUAUUUGAUUUUUCAGAUCAGAUCUGGGCCACUUGCAUAUGUGCUCUGAUUCACAUCCGAUCUCUGACUCUGUGAGCACUGUCAGAACAAUCAGAUCGGAAUUCAUGUGUUUUUCAACGUCUCCCCCAACGUCCAUCGCAGUGCAGAGAUCAAGAUGUUUCACAUUUACUGGACACUGAUAGAGAAGAUCUGAUCAAAACAAACUGGAAGGAGUAUGUUGUAACUGAGCAGCUUUGGAGGGAACGGCACAAAUAACAUUAUUUAGGACUUCAGCCGUGUUCAAAUUAGAGCUGGAUAGAUGUAAUUUAAAAACAUGAAUAUAAACCAGCAACACAAAAAGACUGGAACUGAGUAGUGAGGCCUGUAAUGUAAACGUAGUUUAAGAUAACUCCAUGGUGGACUAAUAUGUAGAACCAUUCUGGGACACUUUAAAAAUACUUUUUUCUUUUAAGCUUGGAACAUACAUGGUUUCUUUUUAAGUUGGCUAUAGGAGAUAUUUUGUACCAAUAGUUAAAAUCUUUAUGGCUGAUAAACAACAAAAAAUUAAAUCAGUUUUUUAAAAAAUAAGAAUACAGGAUGAUUAUAUUUUUAGUGACAACAAAACCUAAUCAUCCAUAUUUUUGUGUGGAAUGUGAACCAAAGUCUGCACUACAGUGGAGACCCAUUCCUCAGCCCUUGACUGCAGGCCAAUAUCUAAACCAGAUUCCUGCACUGAAGUGUCGGCAGUUGUGACUUUAUGUAAUAAACUAUUUGAGUGGAAACGGAAUAGAAAUAGGAUGCUUCACAUUGCAUGAUAGGAUGUUAAAACGUCUUGUAUACCCUGGGGAUAAGCCUAAUUACUGCUUUCCAAAGCAUGUUGUUUGAAUGUAUUCUUAGGGAGCUAAUAGUUAAGAUAAAAGUUAAACAUAGGAUUAUUUAUUGUUAACUGUCACCAUCUGAGUACAAAGACUGUUGGAGUUUUGAAGUGCCUGUAAAUGUUAGUGAUCUGAAUGACAUUAAAUUAUUUAAAUUGCCUACCUGGAAGUGAACAUUUUUAGUAGCAAACUAGAGUUUAGUUUCAUUUCACUCAUGACUUUUCAUGUUGUGCUCUGUGCUUCGAUUUCAGUCUCUUGGUCUGUUUAAAGACGCCAGCAACACACUGCCAGAGAGAAGCAGCUUAAAAUAUUGCAUUAGAAAAUUAAUGGGAUGUUUGCAUAAUGAUUGUUAUAUGUUUAAAAGCAAUACUCCAUCACAUAAGCAUGGAAACAUUAGGGCUGUGCCAAGUUCUGCUGGGCUGAAGACUUAUUUUCACUGUUGUGGAGAUACAGUGCACUUGUUGUCAAGAUUUUA
Monopterus albus (swamp eel) is the source of this 3183-nucleotide messenger RNA. RefSeq names its product regulator of G-protein signaling 13-like. The transcript has 5 exons. NCBI's taxonomy places the organism in Eukaryota, Metazoa, Chordata, Actinopteri, Synbranchiformes, Synbranchidae. The coding region runs from base 360 to 908 and encodes 182 amino acids. The record is from RefSeq and is a predicted model, not a curated record.